Molecule: messenger RNA, 2343 nt
Organism: Aspergillus steynii IBT 23096
Lineage: Eukaryota; Fungi; Ascomycota; Eurotiomycetes; Eurotiales; Aspergillaceae
Exons: 3
Coding region: 276-2177 (633 amino acids)
Source: RefSeq, a predicted model, not a curated record
GGUCGAUGACGAAAUGGGGUCUCCCUAAAUCGAAUGAAAGCUGCCAAUUGUGAUUUGUGCCAUCGAAGAUCAUCGCUCGCCUGGAUUCCACCGUCCAAUCCUCUGCAUCAUCGUAUCACCAAUGUCAUCAUAAGAGCGACGAGAGCACAGCCUCUCGUGUUAGGUUGCCACGCCAAGCAGUUGACUUGCAACAACGAGGCUACCAAAUACUUUAAAACCAUGUGCUCCAUCUCAAGGGCUCUGAAAUGCUGAUCAUUCUAUAAACCCGGUCAGCAAUGUCUGAGUCAAGCAGUGCGACGGAUCUCGCCGCCACAAUCAUCGCAGCUGCCGCGCUUUCCAUCUCGUCCUUGGCACUAUUUGUCGCCAUCGGCCAAAUCACCCAGCAGUACAUCUCGACUGCAGAAGGGUACCGACGAUGUCAAUCGCCCGUGAUGGGCGCCUGGGCCCAAGGUACAAGGAAACGAUUUAUUCCGCGAGAAUUGCGAUUUCAAACCGUUUACCAAAGUCCACAUCUGUCGUUGGAGUCGCCAACCGCGCUGCCGGAGGAGAGGUAUUUUGUGGGAAGCGACGAGCUGCCGAAUCAGCAACGGUACCUUGAACAUAGAAAGUCUCACAGAUGGCGGUUUCUGCUAGAUCGGAGACAUGACAGCUCUCCCCCAACCCUGAGAGCGUCGUGGCUCGUGCUUCUGGAACAGUUGAGAGUCUACCAAGGUGCCGUUUAUGGAAGUCUGACGUCUCAGAGACUAGGCCUCGUGAACGAGAAGAAGGGGACGGGAGAUGUCGAGUCGAGAGCUUGGGAGUUCAGUUCAUCGAAUCUGAAUGCAUGGUUCACAGCACUAAAGACUGAUUCUCAAUCCGAAUGGCUGACACUUCCAGCGGCCGAAGUGACCGAAUUUGCAUGGGACUUCAUGCCGCCUGAAGCGCUACGUCCCUUCGCCAGCAUCUCCCUAGGUGAUCUACUUGUUAUCGGCCAUCGUAUCGGUCUAGACUGGACAGCCGUUGACCCUCUACAAGGGAUCCUCCAGGCGCAAGACGACAACGGCAACAUCAUCAGCUCUAGCGACAUCCGAGGCCUAGGCACGCUGAUCACAUUUUUCCACGACGAACCAGAUCGCGGGAAUCAAUCUGCCUACACAAACGCAUUCAUGCCGAUUCCCACUACCGCUGCGGAUAAACUCGCUUUCGGCAUCAUCCCAGGCGACCAGCGCCUUGGGUUGAAUGACGUCCUCGCUACUACUGACUCGGAUUGUCUAGACUACAUAGCCUCGCUAGAUCCUAAGGCGCGUCGAAUCAUGAACAACAGCUUCAAGACGUCCGACCCACACAAGACCGGCUUCGACCAGCUUAUGUCUUUGAUCUCGCCAUGUCUUCUUUUACCAAACUGUCGACUAAUCCGCGUCCGCUUGCCUCAUCGCACGGCUGUCUAUGGACUUUUAUACGUCAUGGAAGGCUACGUAGUAUUUCGUGAACGCAUGAAGGAAAUAAAAGACAGCGCCUCGUCCCCAGAUGUGCGAGAAAAUGCAAUAUGGAUAUGGGACCGAUGGCAGGAGAUUCCCAAACAGAUCCACGGAGCCUUCGAGCCAGCAAUUAUAGUCGACAAAGCAGACCCUGUAGUCCUCGCCGAGACGAUGUCACGAGUCCACAACGAAUGUACCACGCGACUGGAGGCAUGGACCCGGAAAUUUCUCCAAGACAUCGACGAUGUCCUCUCCCAAGUUGAAUCAAACUACCGCCCAUCGCCAAAUCGUCAACCAAUCAAGGAACUUGUACGGUCACACAUGCUCCAGGCCAUCAAGAUCUGGGGCUCAGCAGCCGAUCAUAUAGCCCGGGGCAAGCCGGUGAAAAUGUACGGUCUUGAGAAGAUGGGCUGGCCGGAGGGGCCUAUUUACUGCCAAAUGAUGAAUCUCCAAAUGGACGAUGCCCCCACAAUUGCAGCGGAGGUCGUCCGCCGCGUCAUAAGUCCCAGUCGGAUUCACCAGAUUGAAACCUCCCCUCUGGCAUCGAAGAUCCAGGACUUCGAAGAGAGUGUCGAAGGGGCAUGGUAUAUUCUAACUUUCCGAGCGUUGAUCUUCAAUCGCUCGCAUGUCUUUCAGAACCCGGCUCGUGCAGGAGGUAGACCGUACAAGUUGAUCCCGGCGGAGUGGUGCAAUAGUAAGAUGCCGAUUUAUAUUGGUUGAGAUGAUGCUCUAGAAGAUAGGUUUUCUUUUCCAAUUUUGAGACUUUCGUUUGUCUUUCUUUCUUCCUCGCCUUCCCCCUCUUCUUUUUUAUUUCUUUGUUUCUUUCUUUCUGUUCCUUGCAGCGUCAUUCACUAGAGUAUAGGAAUUCAAUCGUUCUAUGGAUGCA